AUGUCCUCCCAGAGCCGAGAGCAAAGCCAGAGCCCAGAGGACCUUGACCCCUGUCUUUCUAGAACCCUCCUCCUGCUGUUGCUGUUAAUGGCCUUGACCUCCAGCCUCAAGGCCUGCCUGGUGUCCAGUUCAGCCAAUGGCAGCUCUGUCUCCUGCCACCCACCUGCCAAACCCCCCCACCACCUCCCAGCUAACACUGUCUACCUGGCGGUGGAGUUCUUCAACCUGACUCAGCUGCCGGCUGACACUCUCCAGCGCACCCCUAACCUCCAGGAAUUACAUCUCUCCAGUAACCGGCUGGAAAAGCUCUCUGCCGAGUUCCUACUGCCUGUGCCUGGGCUGAAGGUGCUGGAUCUGACCCGCAAUGCCCUGGCCCAGCUGCCCCCCGGCCUCUUCCAGGCCUCAGCCGCCCUCCACACCCUGGUGCUGAAGGAGAACUGCUUGGCAGACCUGAAGGCCUCGUGGCUGAAAGGUUUGAAGGCCCUGACGUAUUUGGAUCUGUCUGGGAAUCACCUCCGGAUGCUGCCCGCCAAGCUUCUGGUCAACCUCACGGCUCUGCAAACCCUUGACCUUGGCGACAACCAGCUGGAGACUUUGCCCUCUGACCUCCUGAGGGGCCCACUGUGCUUGGAACGGCUGCACUUGGAGGGCAACAGGUUGAGGGCGUUGGGAGAGGACCUGCUGGCACCCCAGCCUGGCCUGCACUACCUCUUCCUGCAAAACAACAGUCUGUCGGAAGUGGCCGCCGGCGCCUUCCGGGGCCUGCGGGAGCUGGACAUGCUGGACCUCUCUAACAACCUGCUGAGCAGCGUGCCCGCGGGGCUCUGGGCGUCCCUAGGGCAGCCGGCCCGGGCCAUGAAGAAUGGUUUUGAUAUCUCUGGCAACCCCUGGGUCUGCGACCAGAACCUGAACGACCUCUAUCACUGGCUGGUGGCCAACAAUGACACGAUGUUCUCCAGGAAGGACACACUCUGCGCUGGGCCGGACACCAGGAAGGGACAGAUGCUCCUGGAAGUGGCCAGGUCCCAGACAGGUUUGGGGGACACUGCACCCCACUUCUAG
Molecule: messenger RNA, 1062 nt
Organism: Orycteropus afer afer
Lineage: Eukaryota; Metazoa; Chordata; Mammalia; Tubulidentata; Orycteropodidae
Gene: LRG1
Product: leucine rich alpha-2-glycoprotein 1
Exons: 2
Coding region: 1-1062 (353 amino acids)
Cellular component (GO): plasma membrane
Molecular function (GO): protein binding
Source: RefSeq, a predicted model, not a curated record